UCCUCAGUGUAUCCCCGAACCGGAAGGUGUAGGGGCAGGGCGACGCACAGAUCCACCCCUUCUGAUCCCCCUGGUGUUUGGCCACGUGGGCGCCCAUUCCUCUUGGACCCCGCCCAUUAAAGCGGUUUCAGGGUACGCCUGUAUGGAUAUCUCCCCGAAGUGAAAAAUCGAUUCAGUGACGCAGAGCCUUUCAGGGUUGGCUGGAAGCCAAAGCCCAGCCUCCCGAUGGAGUCUGAAUCCAGCCGAUCUGAAGAGGAGACCCCUUCCCUCUUGUGGGGUUUGGAUCCUGUGUUUCUAGCCUUUGCAAAACUCUACAUCAGGGAUAUCCUGGACUUGAAGGAGUCCUGCCAGGUACCAGGAGUAUUUUUUUACAAUGGGCAUCCAAUAAAACAGGUGGAGAUCUUGGGAACUGUAAUUGGAAAAAGAGAAAAGGAUACUUUCUACAGCUAUGGAGUGGAUGACAGCACUGGAGUUAUAAACUGCAUCUGCUGGAAAAAGUCGAACAAUACCGAGUCUUCCUCAGCCCUAUUAACGACAGGUGGUCCAACUAUAGGGGAGCUGAACUUAACCUCACAGCUUAAGAAGCUGCAAGAGACCAUUGAGCAGAGAACAAAGAUAGAAAUUGGGGACAUUAUCCAAAUCAGAGGUUAUAUCCACACAUACAGAGAAGAGCGAGAAAUUCGUGUCACUACUUAUUAUAAAGUGGAUGAUCCAGUGUGCAACAUACAAAUUGCAAGGAUGCUUGAGCUGCCCAGUAUCUACAGGAAAGUUUAUGACCAGCCUUUCCAGAGCCCAGCCCUAGAGCAAGAAAGCAGCAAUCCAGGUGCCCUGGACCUUGCCAAUCUCACAUGUUUGCUGAGUGAAAAAGCCAAAGAAUUCCUCGUGGAGAACAAAGUACAAACCUUUUACCAGCAGGAAUUGGAAACUGUGGAAUCUCUGCUGUCCCUGGCCAGUCAGCCUGUGACUCACAGCUCCUGCUCUGAGCAGGUGGAUGUUAAGAAUGAAACCACUUCCAAGGCAAUUCAUAGUAUAUUUAAGAAUGCUAUACAGCUGCUGCAGGAAAAAGGAUUUGUUUUCCAGAAAGAUGAUGGUUUUGAUAACCUAUACUAUGUAACCAGAGAGGACAAAGAACUGCACAGAAAAAUACACCAUAUCAUUCAAGAAGACUGUCAGAAACCAAAUCACAUAGAGAAGGGCUGCCACUUCCAGCACAUCUUGGCCUGUGCUCGCCUGAGCGUCAGCCCGCGCCUGAGCGAAGCUGUGCUGCAGCAAGUGCUGGAGCUCCUGGAGGACCAGAGUGACAUCAUCAGCACCAUGGAGCACUACUACACAGCGUUCUGAGGAGCCGCCGGCAGAUGGCGUGGGCGGAGCCGGGCCGAGGAAGAGGAAGACCGGGCGGCAAUCACUCCCAGGCUCUGAUUGUAAACAUCACACAGAGGCUGAUAGGUCUGGGGGCAGUUACCUCCUAAGAAACUAUGAAAUAUAGUCAUUUAAGGAACGCAAUUGGGCAUAAAUUCUGUAGGCUGCCCUCUCGCUGCUGUAUCCUUGGGAUAAAGUCACUUCUGUCUCCGCCGUGACAUAGACGGAAACCUGUCCUGUCGACCUCCUGACUGGACCGGGCGUUGCUCUUGGAGCAGAAGGGGAGGAAACGGUGUUGGCGGCUGAAUCGGGGUACAUGUGGCUUGAGGCCCUAUCAGGGUAAAGGAAUGUCACGUGGUAAAGUGAACUGAAGAGCAUAUAGCCAGAGCACACAGAUCUAAAACCUUUUCGAACUUCAGACCAUCAGCUACAUUCUUGUAGGCCUCUCCCAGUGGUUAAGAACCUAAUGUAGGGGACUUAUUCUUGGAUGAGUAUCACUCACCUAUGAUUGCCAAGGGUCAAGUACCAGUGGUGGGUCCUGAGCCCUCGGAUGAAUGGUGUUUACAGACCCACCCGGAGACGGGAAUAAAUGGAUCUAAGGCAUG
Neofelis nebulosa (Clouded leopard) is the source of this 1964-nucleotide messenger RNA. RefSeq names its product STN1 subunit of CST complex (gene STN1). The record is from RefSeq and is a predicted model, not a curated record. Gene Ontology annotation, cellular component: DNA replication factor A complex; site of double-strand break; chromosome, telomeric region. Gene Ontology annotation, molecular function: single-stranded telomeric DNA binding. Lineage: Eukaryota; Metazoa; Chordata; Mammalia; Carnivora; Felidae. Gene Ontology annotation, biological process: DNA replication; telomere capping; nucleotide-excision repair. The transcript is spliced from 10 exons. Bases 226 to 1341 code for a protein of 371 amino acids.